Galleria mellonella (greater wax moth) is the source of this 1776-nucleotide messenger RNA. Its product is annotated as protein dissatisfaction-like. The record is from RefSeq and is a predicted model, not a curated record. The coding region runs from base 196 to 1362 and encodes 388 amino acids. NCBI's taxonomy places the organism in Eukaryota, Metazoa, Arthropoda, Insecta, Lepidoptera, Pyralidae. The transcript has 2 exons.
GCGUUGCGGCGCGCGGCCGCUUUAUGUUCGUCGGUCCAAUGCUUUAAAAUAAAACCAAAAAUAGGAAAGAAAAGAAAGUAUAGUUUGUGAUGUAAAACAAAAUGUGAGAAGGUUUAACUUUGUGAUAUUAGUUCUGUUGACUUUUGGACACAGCGUGCUACGGACAAUAUUAGUAGUGCCAUCAGCUUAGAUUGAAUGAUGAAUUUUAUAAAGUAUUUAACAGUGUUGGUGAUAUUCUGUUUUGAAGAUGGCGAGUCAGGUGGACACGGAGGAAAACACCAUGAACACCUCAGAAUCCACAUGCCGGAGUUUAUUCAUCACGAUCAUCAUACAAAAGUGAUCACAAUUCAUCACCAUCACCAUAAACCAAAGAAGGAGCAUCAUCAUCACCAUCACCAUCACCACCAUAAGCCUCAUAUUGCCCAUGUUCCACAUUACCAUCAUCAUCACAAGAAACUACAUGUUACUACGAAAACAGUGUCUAAAGGACAUGGACAUCAAAGUCAUCAUGGUCAUCAUGGCCAUCAUGGCCAUCACCACGGGUCCCACAGCCAUCAUGGUCAUCAUGGACAUCAUCACGGUUCUCACGGUCAUCAUGGUCACCACGGACACCAUGGGCAUCAUCACCACGAUCCGGUUACUUACGACGUACCAAGCACAACGUUCGAAGAAGAUUUUGGUUCAUCAUUUACACCAUCAGUACCAACGUACGGAGGUAUUGCUGCUCAAGGUCCACAAUACCACGGUAUCACACCUCAGGUGCAUGGAGUAACACACACAGUGAAACAAGUAAAAGUGUUCGAUUCAUUACCAGGCGCAAUACCAAGUAACAAUAAUCUAGAUCCUUCUCACGGCUAUGAAGUUACGGAAGCAGACGAUGACGAAGACGAAUCGUUCAAUUCUAUAAAUAGUCUACAACAGACAUAUCCAGGAACUUUUUCAUUUGUACGUGGUGUUGAUGCACCGACUCAUGAUCCUUUUACUCAGAUAAGUCCUCAAACUCCUAUUCAGACUCACGAUCCUUUUGCAACUGCACCUGAGCCUACCUCUGCUUUAGGCGACGUAGAAUCUUUUACCGGAGUAGUACAGCAGUCACCUUUUGCAUCGUCAGCUCCUUCUCCGAGCAUUGCUAUACCAGUACCUGUAAGUGUAGAACCAUCUGCUCAAUACCCAGCAACGUAUGGAGAAGAUCAAGCCGGAUUUGAUAGUCCCCAGAACUCUUUUGUCGGUUCCACUGGUGAAACAGCUCUGCUCUCGAAUGACGAAAAUAGCAUCAACGAAGAAACUCCCGUCUCUUUUACAAGGACAGGUGGUAUACAACAAAUAAUUAAGACUGGUGGUGUCGAAACCCUCGUGUACUAAUUUAUUAGCAGUGUAUUAAAACUAUGACGCCAGUAUAUUUAAUUCAAUAAAAAUAUAAAUUUAGAAGAUGAUUGGUUCCUAAUCUUUAGUAUAAUGCUGAACAUUUUAUGUGGUAGAAAAAUACAGAUAUCUGUAUACCUAUAAAUCUUAAUGGAUUAAUUUAAUUUAUAACAGAAAAUAAUAUAAAUUACGUUAUAAUUAGUAUUUAUUUUGUUAAAGUUCAUUACAAAUAUUCGUAAACCUAAGUACCUAUAUUUAUAGAAGAAUUCCGAGACUUGUGAGUAUUAUUAAGUACAAAGUGUUACAAUGUUAACUAAGUAUUAUAUUUAUAAAUAUUUAACAUAAAAUCAUGCCAGUUUUUAUAUUAAGCACUCAGUUCAUUGUUGUUAUUUAAAUAAAUCUUGUUCAUUUGUU